Medioppia subpectinata is the source of this 2943-nucleotide messenger RNA. NCBI's taxonomy places the organism in Eukaryota, Metazoa, Arthropoda, Arachnida, Sarcoptiformes, Oppiidae. The record is from the annotation of a GenBank genome assembly.
AUGACGAUCUCAUCGGAGAUUAACCAACAAAUAUCUCAAUCCCUGUGCGGAAAGGGCUGGAAAGUGUUGCUCACCUCACCUCAGGUGCAGCUAUGGUCAAAGUCGGCCGACACAAGCGACCACUGGUCUAUUGGUCACCAACGGGUGGUCACUGUACUAACCGAUCGUAUCAGUGAUGGCCAGUGUCUGGUACGGGUGUACGACCAGCACCUAAACACCAUUCACUUCGAGCUGGACCUAAGACAGGCCAACUUUUCUUACGAGCCAAACCAGUCGGACUUUCACGUGUUUAAAAUGGCCGCCGGAUGGACAGGGAUCAGGUUUGGUGAUCGGUCGGACUCUAACGAGUUUAAGAGUUUGGUUUACGAGCAACAACUGCAACGACUGAAGCGAUUGGUAGUCAGAGGAAUGCCGGCGGAACAACCUAUGGACACGCCAUCGGUUGGCAAACCGAUGAUGAUAAUGGGUCCGAAGGUUAGGGCACCGCCGAGUUAUAGCGAUGUAACCAGCGUUAAGACACCAAUAGAUGUGCCCAUAGAUAGCAGAUCGACACCACAACCGCCAGUACUGGCGCUAAAGAGUGACCGGUCGGCGGAGGGGUUGGAACAGAUACGGCACGGGAUGGUCAGUAAGGGAACGGCGACUGUGACCACCGGCUUGUCUUAUGACAAUAAGACAAUGUCUUACAGAACAUGUCUUGACGGCGCCGAUGACAACGAGAGUCUCUUCUCGGAUGUGACCAUCAAUGGUAAUGGUCUUGAUAUGAAUGUGAACGCACUGGUGGUGAGCGCUGGCAAAGACCAGCCAUUGCCACCUCUGCCACCCCCACCGCCAGCCCUACUCUCGCCGGCAGCCAGUAACAUACCAUCAUUGGUGACCACCGCUAGUAAGCGGCAGAAGUGGACGAUUGAAAGUUGGACACAAACGGAACCGUUGGUGACAACAACAACAACACCAGCGCAAGAGAUAUCGCAUAAAGAAGUGUUGGACAGGGCUUUGAAGGCGAUGUCUGCGGCCAUACAUUUCAUACAAACCCACGACAUAUCGACGCCGGAAGAGUUGGUCACUCGAAACGUGCCUAAAGUUAAACAAUGUUACGGUUUGGAUACCGUCGAUGAGAUACCGGAUGAGGUGAUUGAGAAGUGCGUGGAUUACAGCACCGCCGAUGCGAUACUGUCAUCGGCGGCCGUAUUGGACCAAUUGAUGGCUACUAAAUCUGUGGUCAAAUCGCGGCAUAAGUUGGCAAACAAUGGCUGCUCUGUUCCGACAAUUCCCAAAGAGAUCGCAAUAUUUACGGAAAAUGAUGGCAAUGGCGGCAAAGAAGUGGAUGUAUAUCCGAAAUCUAUUGACAUAUCACUGGCUGGCAGUUCAUCGACAGCGAAACAAAUGAUGCCAAUGUCUGUGCCGUUGGUUGAGUGGUCUGCCGGCGGAGACAUCGGGAAGUGUUGUCUCACAGAUAGUAAACCAUCGGAUCAAUUGGUGUCCACAAAAAUGGCUAAAAAGCUGAAACAUUUAUUGCCGGGUAAAGAGGAGGAAGAAUAUGAAGAAGUGUCUGAUAACGACAAAGAGGAGGAAGCGGUCAUCACUACCACCAAUAUUCCCAUUGAUUUAUCGUUAAGACACACAUCACUGACCGGAUGUGAUGGCGAAGAGACUUCUGUUAAACGUAAACAGUGGUCGUCGGCAGAGAUCUGUACGAAUCCGUGUCCGCUGUCGUCGACUGAUGAGGACAACGACCAGAUGUUAGAUCAGACACACGACGAGAGUAUGGACAAGAUUGUGGACGAGAUAUUCAAUGGUAUAUUAGACGAAGAGUUAACGAAUCAGAUCCCAGAUAUGGUUAAAAAAGAGACAUCAGUGGCCAGAAGUGACAAUCACUCGUCAUCGCUGACAUACGUCCCGUCCCUAAGAUCAUCAGCUGAAGAAGAAGUCGAUGGCAAUGGUAUCCAUGUCUGCGGCGGUGGCGGCGAUGAUAAGCAAAUACCGCGAUCGUUGGCCCGAGAGUUGAACCGUUGGGAACAGACAUUUUCACGGCUCGAUUGGAAACGCAUGUCCAUCACCAAGAAGUGCACACCAGUGGCCCAAGUCGUUGGACACAAAGCCAGUCCCACCGCACCGGUAGUCGAGACCGGUAUUCCCGACCACACCGUCGACUAUCACUUACGCCAAUUAUCGCAACUCUUGUCUAGCGGUUCCGGAACUGAUGCCCAACAUAGGGAUUGGUGGACACAUACGGGUGACUGUCCGCCGACGUACGUGACAGUGGCCGCCGUUAAACGGUGGGUUAAACACUUGGGGCCCUACUGUAGGCCCGUAUCGAUGGUAUUUCUGGAUGUGUUUGUGUGGGCGCCCCGACUGUCCACCAAAUGGUCGGUCCACUGGCCGGCGGCCCUCUGCUUACUCGAAGACCGGCGCCGUUGCGGCUAUUAUUUGCGAGUUUACGACAAGAACUUCCACCGAGUGCUUUGGGAACGACAACUGACCGUCGAUGUCGAGCACCGGGCGCUCGACGUACGCCUACAUGAAGUCAGGUUCGGUGACUGUAGAGCUGGACUCGCUUUCCAGAGCGCCGGCAAAGGGUUUGAGUUUGCAUUGUCUGUGAGGCAUGUGUUGAGUGGUUUGGAUGAGAGGUUAGAGCGGCUCCGGGCGGCCAAAGUGUUGGAGGACCGGGAGAUGAACUUCCAAAGUAAACGCCAGGCAAAUGGUUUUGGCAAAUGGUUUGGCCAUUGGUUUACCGCCAGUGGAAAGGCGACGGACAAGGGCUCAGUGGUCGGCGAUGUGUUGGCCUACGAGAGCGAUACCACUAAAGCGCUGAUCGAUAAUCUGUUAAUACAUCCGGCGAUUAAAGGGUUGAUUAUAGCGAUGAUCGAUAAGCACAGGGCGGCUGCUGUCGGGAUGGCCGGGGGUUUAGCGUUGAAUAGACGGGUGACUAGUUUUAGAUAA